This is a messenger RNA of Talaromyces marneffei, 1374 nucleotides long. RefSeq lists its product as uncharacterized. Bases 1 to 1374 code for a protein of 457 amino acids. The record is from RefSeq and is a predicted model, not a curated record. Lineage: Eukaryota; Fungi; Ascomycota; Eurotiomycetes; Eurotiales; Trichocomaceae. The transcript is spliced from 2 exons.
AUGGCUUCAAGCAUCACCAACGACGUACGUCUCAACUCUCCGGAUGACUGGGAUGAGUGGGAAACCGCUCUACUCAACCAAGCUGAGACGUACCAUAUUCUCCUGGUCCUCCAAGGAAUCGAGGACCCUAUCCCUAAGCCUGAAGUCCGACGUAUCAAGGACUUCAUGCUAAAGGAUAUACCACUGCCCUCUCAGCCACCAGUCGCACCUCCGACUGGCCCUACUCCUUCAGCCUCGACCGCGAGGAUUGGAGCGGCUGCAGGUACUCGUGGCCAUACUGCUAGUCAACCAUCCCAGGACUCGGAGACCGUCCAAAGCACUGAGUCCCAGGAAGACGUUCCUAGCACUAUGGACACGAUGGAUAAAGAAAGAAGAAAACAGAUAGAGAAAGACGCGCUUUAUGCCUUUAGCUGCCGAGAUGUCGACAAGGUUUUCAACUGGAUGAAGAAGACUGUACACCCAAGCUAUCUCAAGAUGUGUGUCAGCAACACUCCGGAUUGGAGAAAAGCAUAUCGAAAUCUUAAGAGCCAUCUUAGUCAACCCCAAUCUGACGUUUAUCGUAAGAUUAGUAGUGACUAUGCUGCGGUGUUCAUCCUUCUCAAACAGGCAAGAACGACUAAGGAUUUAGAGGCCUGGAUUGUGAAAUGGGAUGACGUUCUUACUCGUGCAGAACGUAAGAAAAUGUCUAUUGCCACCAACACAAUCGAAUGGGCAGAUAAAUUCUUUGACGCUAUUGACUUCCUUGACCACUCCUGGAUAACGACUUUUAAAGUCCACUUUCAUGAGAAGAUUGAUGACGGGACUCUGGAACGAAGAGAUCUUACUAAUAUGUUCCGAAGGCUUAUUCAACAACCACAUAUACGCCUCCGGGGGCGUCCAUCAAGAGGAUCCUUUGCCACUCAGGCUGGAGGAAAUGAUAAUAGAAGUGACCAUGAGGCUCCACAACAGCCACGACGUCAGAAUCGCUCCCUGGACCGCUCCCGAGGACGCUCACAAUCUCACUCCAGAGAACGACCAAGUAAGAAAGCCAGGCUUAUAAAGCCAGAGGAUAUGAGGACAACCACUGCACCAAUCUGCCCGGCAUGUGGAGGACGACAUUUUCUCCUAGCAUGCUUUUAUAUCCUUCAACACCUUGGGCUUCCAGUUCCAGAUAACUUUGAACCUUGGAUAUAUCGUCAAGAGAGAGCAAAAGAAUGGACUGAGAAAAACACCAAUAUGAUUGACGAAUUGGUUAAACACCAUGAGCAGUUGACGCUCAGUGCUAACAAAGAACAUCCUCGCUCUCGAAGCCGAUCCCAAGGCAGAGCAAAGGAAAUACUAGGAAUCACCCAAGAUAAGACGACAUUCCAGGGAGAGCCAAUACCCUCAGAAUGA